Molecule: messenger RNA, 561 nt
Organism: Rhizophagus irregularis DAOM 181602=DAOM 197198
Lineage: Eukaryota; Fungi; Glomeromycota; Glomeromycetes; Glomerales; Glomeraceae
Source: RefSeq, a predicted model, not a curated record
AUGCUUUCAUUCAUUAUUUAUUAUAUUGCACAUCAUCCAAAUGUGAAAAAGAAAAUGUUAGAAGAAAUUGAUAGUAUAUUCCAAGAUGAUAAAAUGCGAACAAUUAAUAAAGAUGAUUUUUAUAAUUUAAAAUACUGUGAAGCAAUUGUAAAAGAAACAGCUCGCAUUCUCCCAAUUGUGCACUUUAAUACAAGAUAUAUUGAUAAACCUAGUGAAAUAGCAGGAUAUCAAUGGCCGGCUGAUACAUUGUUUUUAGCUAACAUUCAAGCUAUUCAUAAUAAUAAUGAUUAUUGGGAGAAACCUAAUAAAUUUAACCCUGAUAGAUGGAUGGAUGAAAAUUUUGAACCAAAGAAAAAUUCUUUUAUCAUGUUUGGUGGAGGAUUAAGAUUAUGUCCAGGAAGAAAGUUAGCAACGAUUGAAUUAGUUUGUUUGAUUGCUUUAUUGUUUAGAAAAUAUGAAAUUAAUUUAGUAGAUAUGAAUUCUCCUAUUAAAGUUAAGUGUGAUGGCGGUAUUUUAGUUUCUUGUGUCGAAUUAUUAGUUGAAAUUAAACCAAGAAAUUGA